Callorhinchus milii (elephant shark) is the source of this 5529-nucleotide messenger RNA. It is a transcript of the gene ift140, whose product is annotated as intraflagellar transport 140 homolog (Chlamydomonas). Gene Ontology annotation, biological process: intraciliary retrograde transport. Gene Ontology annotation, molecular function: protein binding. Gene Ontology annotation, cellular component: ciliary basal body; axoneme; intraciliary transport particle A. The record is from RefSeq and is a predicted model, not a curated record. Lineage: Eukaryota; Metazoa; Chordata; Chondrichthyes; Chimaeriformes; Callorhinchidae.
CCCAGGCCGCGGAUUAACGAACUGACCAGAAACUGAGUGCAGACAUGGCAGUUUACUUUGAUCAUCAUGUUGAAGCCCCAGAUACUGCAGGUGCUCCAUCACAAAUAGCUUGGCACAUUAGCCAUCCAUUGCUGGCAGUUGCCUCUGUCAGUGGCACUGCAGGGGGCAGUGUAGACAUCUAUGGGGAACAGGGCGAGCAUAUUCCAAAUGCACACUUAGAGCGAUUAUUUCAACCAACAGCCAUCUGUUGGCAUCCAUCUAAAAGGAUUCUGGCAACAGGCUGGGAAGCAGGAGAGAUCAUACUGUGGAAUGAACAGGAUGGGGAGGAACAACAGUCAGUCACUGAAGCACACUGUGCUGAUAUCACCCUGCUGGAAUGGAGCACCAAUGGCAACCGGUUGAUUUCUGCUGAUAAGCUUGGUGUUCUGCUGGUGUGGCGGGUGGAUCAGCGAGGACGUAUGCAUGGAUCGCCUCUCUUUAAGGAGGAAUAUAGCAGGCAUCUGUCCCACUGUGUUUUCAGACCAGCUGCCCUUGGAGAGGACCUGGUGCAGUUGGCUAAAGCUGCAGUUAGUGGAGAUGAAAGUGCACUGGACAUGUUUAACUGGAGAAAGACUGGAAAGGGAGGUGCACCACUCAAAGUUGGACCCCAGGAAGGACUAGCUUUCUUCAUCAGUGCAACAGAUGGCUCUGUAUACUACAUGGACGAAAGGGGGAAGACCUCACAGGCUUUCCAUAUGGAUGGACCGGUCAGGAAACUCAUGUACAUGGAGAGCAAGGACAUCCUGGUUGUGGUGACCGAGACACUUGUGCUGUCGCAGUACAGUGUCAGUGCAGACGGGGCAACUCAGGAGGUCAUAAAGGUGAAGCUGAGUGGAAAAGCGGGUCAUGCAGCUGAUAUUAUCUGGGCAGAGAAGGGACUUCUUCUCACAGCAACAGGAGAGAUAGUUAUAAGACUCUGGGACUUGGAGCGAGAUGAGAACUAUGUGUUGAUGCUGGAGGAGAACUUGGGCUUUGUUGCUGGGGAAAGCAUUAAUUGCAUCUCGUAUUGUGCAGCUAAAGGAAUCCUUGCAGCCGGCACCAACAAGGGGCACAUUGCCAUGUGGCGGAAAGUGCCAGUCAGCAGGUCGUCUGUGUGGAAAACGGAGGGUAAAGAGCGAUGGAAACUACAGACUCCAAUAGAACUGGAGGGAAAUAUCUCACAAGUUAAGUGGGGCUGCAGUAAGAAUCUCCUGGCUGUGAAGAACGACAGCACGAUCCUCAUCCUCAGCGAGCAGGUCAUGUCUGCCCACUUCAAUCAGCAAGUUGCAGCCGUGCAAGUGGCACCCAACCUACUAAACCUCACCACCUUCUCCUCGGGCACCCAGCAGGCUCUCCGCACCAACAUCCAUGUUAAAGGGACUUUCGUCACCAAGGAGACAGUUACAGUGUGGAACGGAAAAUCCAUCACAGUCUUCGAGCCAUUUGGACCAUCAAUGAAAAACACGAGCUCUUUCCCCUGCGACUCCCCUGUUGUGGUAGUGCACGAGGAGAACAUUUACACUGUGGAGCCAAAUCGGGUCCAAGUCCGCACCCUGCAAGGAACUGUUAAGCAGCUGCUGCCUUUCACUGAGUCGGAGGGAAAUCCCUGCCAUCUUCACAUUUCUGGGAACUUCCUCGUUGUGGGAACAGAUGCAGCAAAUGUCAAAAUUUUCGACCUUUCCCGCAGGGAAGCAAAGCCGCACUGUAACACCAAGAAUAUGACAGAGCUGAUCCCAAACCUGGCGAGCAUUGCAUCUGUGCGCUGUAAUUCAAACGGUACUAACGUCAGCAUCCUCACCAACAAGGCAGAUGGCACACCAGACUCCAAGAUCUAUUUCUAUGAUGUGGAGAUGGACACUUUAAACUACUUUGACUUUGAAAGUGGCCGAUCAACUAAUGAGGGCUGCUCGGCGACUCGAGGGGAAGAUGGUGAUAUUGAGAAGGGGCGCUCUGAAAUGGCCGAGUUUCUGGGUCGCUAUCCGGUCAGUCAUUUCUGGGAUCAGAAUGAGCCCAGGCUGUUUGUGUGCGAGGCUGCUCUAACUGUCCCACUACCAGAGCAGGCUGCAGGCAAGAAAACCCAGAACAUUGAGUGGAAGGUGGAGGUUCUGGUGGUGUCGUUCUUCAGUACUCAGGAACAUGGCCUCCUGUUGCAGGACAGCUUUCCCAAGAUGGCUGCCCACGAAGCCCUGCUGGGUCUUGAGGUUCCCUAUUACUACUUCUCCCGGAAGUCAGGAGAGACAGCGAAUGUAUCCGAGGGGACUCCAGGCUCAUCUUCCAUUCCACAGAUGGUGGCAAAGCGGGCUCUGCGAGACUUUGUUGGGCUGGAGGAUUGUGACAAGACCACGCGAGAUGCCAUGCUGAACUUCAGCUUUUAUCUAACCAUCGGGGACAUGGAUGAGGCGUUCAAAUCCAUUAAACUCAUCAAAAGUGAAGCUGUGUGGGAGAACAUGGCCAGGAUGUGUGUGAAGACCCGACGCUUGGACGUCGCCAGAGUGUGUCUGGGGAACAUGGGUCAUGCCCGCGGUGCCAGGGCCCUGCGGGAGGCUGAGCAGGAGCCAGAGCUGGAUGCCAGGGUGGCCAUGUUGGCAAUACAGCUAGGAAUGCUGGAGGACGCAGAAAGGCUUUACACAAACUGUAAGCGAUUUGAUCUUCUGACCAAGUUUUACCAGGCUUCGGGGCAAUGGGAGAAAGCCAUCAGCACGGCAGAGAAGUCUGAUCGCGUGCACCUCAGAACCACUUACUAUAACUAUGCAAAGCACCUGGAGGCCAUGGGAGAACAGCACCUUGCACUCAGCCACUAUGAGAAAUCAGAUACGCAUCGCUUCGAGGUCCCCAGAAUGCUCUUGGAAGACCUGCAAGCACUGGAGAUUUACGUCAACAAGGCAAAGGACAAGAGUCUGUGGAAAUGGUGGGCUCAGUACUUGGAAAGUCAGGCAGAAAUGGAUUCCGCCCUGAAGUACUAUGAGAUGGCCCAAGACUACCUAUCGCUUGUCCGAGUUCAGUGCUAUCUGGGCAAUAUAAGCAAGGCUUCUGAAAUUGCCAAUGAGACAGGGAACAGGGCAGCCUCCUAUCAUCUGGCUCGUCAAUAUGAGGGUCGGGACAAUAUGAAACAAGCCAUUCACUUCUACACCCGCGCACAAGCCUACAACAACGCCAUCCGCCUCUGCAAGGACAAUGGCUUGGAUGAUCAUCUAAUGAACUUGGCUCUGCUGAUCCCCGAGGACAUGAUGGAAGCUGGCCGCUAUUAUGAAGAGAAGGGACAGCAAAUGGACCGGGCAGUGAUGCUGUACCACAAGGCUGGUCACUUUUCCAAGGCCCUGGAGCUGGCUUUUGCUACCCAGCAGUUUGGAGCAUUGCAGCUCAUUGCUGAAGAGCUGGACGAGACAUCAGACCCCGCUCUUCUCGCUCGUUGUUCUGACUUCUUCAUUGAGCACAAGCAGUUUGAAAAGGCAGUGGAACUCCUCGUCAUUGCAAAGAAGUACUAUGAGGCUCUGCAGCUGUGCCUGGACCAGAACCUGACGAUCACAGAGGAGAUGGCUGAGAAGAUGACGGUGUCGAAGGAUUCAAAGGAGCUGGCGGAGGAGAUGCGUCGAGAGCUGCUGGAGCGCAUCGCGGACUGCUGCAUGAGGCAGGGCAACUACCACUUAGCGACCAAAAAGUACACGCAGGCCGGCAACAAGCUGAAGGCCAUGAGGGCUCUCCUGAAGUCCGGGGACACGGAGAAGAUCGUCUUCUUUGCAGGUGUUUCUCGUCAGAAGGAGAUUUACAUCAUGGCGGCCAAUUACCUGCAGUCACUGGACUGGCGGAAGGAUCCCGAGAUCAUGAAGAAUAUCAUCAGUUUCUACACCAAAGGUCGAGCCAUGGAUCUGCUAGCGGGCUUUUACGAAGCCUGUGCACAGGUGGAGAUUGACGAAUACCAGAACUAUGAGAAAGCUUUAGGGGCCCUGACUGAGGCAUACAAGUGCAUGUCUAAGGCUAAAAUGCGGAGUCAGAAUGAGCAGGAAGAGAGACUGGGACGACUGCAGAACAAGCUGGCCAUAGUGAAGAGAUUCGUACAGGUCAGAAGGCUGUAUGAAGAGGAUGCCAUGGAGGCCAUAACUCAGUGCCAGGUGCUGCUGGAGGAGCCAGAGCUAGACCUGUCAGUGCGGAUCGGUGAUGUGUAUGCCUUCCUGGUGGAGCAUUAUGCACAACAGGGCAGCUUCCAGCUGGCGUAUCAGUGCAUGGAGGAAAUGCACAAGAAGCUGCCGUCCACCAACGUGGUGUAUUAUAUCAACCAGCACACAGUGGACAGCGUGUGUAAGGCUCUCGGCCUCCCCCUGAAGUGGAGCUCAACAACAGCCGCCGAGCAGAUCGAGACCAACAACACCGAGGAUGGGGAGGAGGUGGAAGAAGAGGUCCCGGAGGAAUCGCUCCAUAGCCCAGAGGAUUGAGCUGCCUCCGAGACCACAAGAACCCACACCAAAGGCUGGAGCCUCAGUGCUGUACAGUGAGUGCUUGCUGAACCUCAGCUGUACUUCACUCCCAGGUUUCAAUGAAAUUAAAAAUGACACUCAUUAACAGCCCCUCCCCCAUGUACACAACAGCUCGCACUCCAGUGAGACUGGUUUCCUGCACAAACUGUCAGCCCACAGGAAGUGCCAAGACCUUUUAUGACAACCCCCAUCCCCCCAAUUGGUGUACAGUAUAUCCUGUGCUCAGCCAACGAAUGUGUAAGGCAACUAGAGCAGCCCGGCUUUGCUGUAAUGAUGUCUCUGAUGUCCCUCCAUGAACCUGACACACACUCACAUCUAAACUUAAGGCUGCUGACUAAGCUCUCAGCCCAAGGUAACACGAACGUCUGGUUUCCAUUAGUCCUGCAGCCAAAUAACAGGGCCAGACCAGGAGCUGUUUGCAUGAGCUGCAUUGUGGAUUAUGACGGUCAUUCCAGCUGCACUAGGGCUCCUGCUAUCUUAUCUUCUCUCUGGGGUUUGUUGAAUGUAAUUGUUUAUUUACACUUUUAUAUAUAUAUAUUUUGGUUAAUAUUUAUUCAAUCGAUCUUCAUAUUUGUAAUCCAAUUUGUAUGUUGCAGGAUGUCGCAAAACAAACAUUCCUUUUCUGCAUAAAAAUGGAAGUUUUUAAAUAUUUUGAUCGGACCGAAAUGGUGAGAGACAACCAAUGGCAACUACCUUUGUGUAUGUGUUUGACUGUGGUUAGGAGCGUGUGUAUGGAUAUGGUGUAACAAAGAAUGUAGAGAACAGUAUAACAGAUUACAGUAUAUAGUGUUAUACUGACUAUGUACUAGGACUGAAGUUUAGCUCAGGUCCCUGGAGAAGAGGAGACUGAACAUUGAGUCUGUGUACAGAUAGAGAGUGAAAGGAGCAGUGCACAACGAAUGACCUGUAGCACAUGUCAUUUAUUGGGCGCUGAAGGAUUGAAGCUACCUACACGGCACUGGGACAGAAAGACGGACUAAUACCACCAUGUUUUGCAAUUCAUUUAUUGAAACAAAGAUAAAUAAACUAUUGUAAAUAA